CACAGUAGUUUGAUACGGUUACAAUCCCUGGUUCACGUGGGUACAAAACAAUCAAACAGACUACUACGGAAAAAAGUAGAGAAGAUUUCUGGCGUCCCUGAUCGUAACUGAUGUAAAUAACGUGGCUGCUCUCAGUAUUGUGGGAUAUUGUGGCGACCCUUGUACCAUUAAUAAUUAUUGUUCCUUUCACCCAGAGUCUUACACUAUUGAAAAUUACAGCUGGUAUUUACAAUAUUAUAUUUCAAAGUAGACUUAGGACUUCGUAAUAAAAAUGGAUCUACAGAAAAGGAAGAAGAACUUUUUUCAAAAGAACGGAAAUAACCAAAAAAAGCGUAAACAAUUCAGUUUGGAACCAGGUAUGAUGGGUUUCUUAUGCACGUGCAAUUUUCGUGAGAAAGAUUGCAUACGCGACGCUUACAAAUUAUUGAAUGAGUUUGCUGAUGAGAUUUAUGGAUCGAAUGCCCCAAAGGACUCUGAUAAUGUUAAUACCGAAGUGUCGGAAACAACACAAGAUGAUUCUGUUAGCGAAACAGAAGAAGAUAUAUCAACUGCUUUAAAUAAAGAAAUUAAUGAAUUAAAGGCAGAAUAUACCAAACCAGUGGCUGCUAGACGAUUUCAGGUAGUUGAUACUGGUGCGAAGAAUGUAAUUUUUAUAAGAACUACAUUGUCAAAUCCUUUGGAACUAGUCACUAAAAUAGUUACAGAAUUGGACAAAACUAAACAACAACGUACAAGAUUUUUACUAAGAUUACUUCCAAUUGAAGUUGUAUGCAAAGCAUACAUGAGUGAUAUAAAACAGAAAGCAGAUGUCAUACUAGAAAAGUAUUUUGCACAAGAACCAAAAACCUUCAGUAUUGUAUUUAAUCGUCAUAGCAACAGUAACAUACUUAGAGAGGAGGUUAUUGAAGAUUUAGCAGAAAUAAUAAAUAAGAAAAAUCCUGGAAAUAAAGCAGAUUUAAAGAAUCCAGAACUUGCUGUGAUAGUGGAAGUAAUACGUGGCGUCUGUCUUAUAUCUGUUGCUCCAAACUAUUACAAAUUUAAAAAAUAUAAUUUACUUGAAAUAUGCAACAUUAAGGAAUCUGCUAACAAUACAAAGAAAAUAAGUUCUGAAGAAAAUGAAAAUUCUAAAGUUAACGAGGAAGAUUCCAAAGAUAACAAGAAAGAUUCCAAAGAUGACAAGGAAGAUACCAAAGAUGACAAGGAAGAUUCCAAAGAUAACAAGGAAGAUUCAAAAGUCAAUGAGAAACAGUCAAAACAGAAUGAAAAUUUGUUAGAAGAGACUGAUAGCAAAACAGCAAGCAAUUAACACUGAUUCAUUUAACUUUUUUUAAUGGUUUACGAAUGGUUAUUUUUAAGUUUUUUAUUGUAUGUAAACGAAAAAAAUCAUCAUACAUAGUUGUAAAAAUAUAGCUCCUAUUUCAUUCACAAUUUAUUCUAAACUCAUUUUC
Molecule: messenger RNA, 1448 nt
Organism: Hylaeus volcanicus
Lineage: Eukaryota; Metazoa; Arthropoda; Insecta; Hymenoptera; Colletidae
Product: THUMP domain-containing protein 1 homolog
Exons: 6
Coding region: 272-1306 (344 amino acids)
Biological process (GO): tRNA modification
Molecular function (GO): RNA binding
Source: RefSeq, a predicted model, not a curated record